GGAGGGCGCGGAAGGGAGGGGAAGCACCUCUGCCGCUCUCCUUGCCUCCUGUGCGCAGUGCUCCGGCCCAGCCGCUCCUACCUUCCCACAUCAUUUCCUCCCCACAGCUGGCGUCUCCCCUCUGUCUGAUGCAGGCUUUCUUCUCACUAACCGAGCUGGAGCAAAGACUUCGGAGGGGUGGAAUGACCGUCUGCCUGCUCUGCAUGGUCUGAAUCUCGGGAAAUUCGCACGUCGAGAGUCAAGUGGGAAGAAAGGAGACUCUCCAUCCCCGAGGGAUUUUAUUUUACAGAGGUAUGCCAGUACCUGAGGUGGUGUCUGACAGUGCCAGCGCCGCCGUCGCCAUGUUGAGCCCCGUCCUCAAUGCCUCCAUCGGGGAUGGCUCCGAGUCUGAAACCACCUCUGCCAUCCUCGCCUCUGUCAAAGAACAGGAGUUGCAGUUUGAACGUCUGACCAGGGAGCUGGAAGCCGAACGGCAGAUCGUUGCCAGUCAGCUGGAGAGAUGCAAGCUUGGCUCUGAGACUGGAAGCAUGACUAGUAUCAGCUCUGCAGAUGAGAAGUUUCGCUGGAACCACCGAGAUGGGCAGAAGGACAUAGAAGAAGAGCUGACAACAGGUCUGGAACUGGUGGACUCGUGCAUCAGAUCACUUCAGGAGUCGGGCAUCUUGGACUCCCAGGACACCACUGCAGGAGACAGACAUGGACUGCUGUCUCAAAGCGCUUUGCAGCUUAACAGCCAAGAUGCGUAUGUAGCCGCUGGGUACCAUGGCAGUCAAGCUCUGACACUUGGGGAAACAAUUGCAGCUCGCAGCGGGCAAGUCGGAGGGGCAGUUCACAGCUACAACCAGGGGACAUCCAGUCGUGUAGCGGCCCAGUUAGUGGGCACAGACUGUCCCUCGCAGUCCCAGAGAGAGUCGUUUGCCCAGCAGGCCCUUGGCAGCGCCCUACACAUGUCCACUGAUGGUGGACCUGCUCCUGCUGGACCAUCCAUGUAUUACUCCUGUGCCACUUUGCCAGCACAGCGUGUGAGCUCCCCUCUGCAGGCAGUGGGAUCCCCUACCAAGCUGCAGCGCCUCGGAUCAGCCUCUGCCGACAUGCCCAGCUACGCCACGCUGCAGAGAGUCUCCUCACCCAAACAGUCACCCAGCAGACUUGCCAAGUCCUACAGCACUUCAUCACCCAUCAAUAUUGUAGCAUCGGGGAUCGCCGGCUCCUCCUCCCCUCUUUCAACGGCUGCCUCCCCCGGGGGAAACCAUGCCUCUUCACCCAUCCACCAGCUCAGCUCGGCAGUGGGAAGCUACGCCACGCUGUCUCCCACCAAGCGCAUGCUGCAUCACAUCAGUGGAGACAGCUAUAAGAUUUCCCACGAGCUUUACGCCAACGCAACCCUGAAAAGGCCAGGUAGCCUGGCAGGUAGAGGCUCCAGAGGCUCCUACAGCAGCCAGCACAGUCACCUGGGCUCUGAACUGCGACCCCUUCAGUCUCCCGAACAUCACAUUGGCCCCAUCUAUGAAGACAGAGUCUACACCAAACCCAGCCUCAGAGGACAAGUGGUGAACCAGUUGUACCAAGAAGUCCUCAAUUAUCUGUUUUAUCCUUACACUCCUGUUCCCACUCUAGCCCCAUCUUCCCCCGGUGUUGAUCCAAUCCCCUUGCAGCGAACGGGAAGUCAGAGCACCGCUGCCACCUUCCAGAGAGGCAGCUUUGCCACAGGAAGUGGAGCCGCUGACUACGCCAAUCCUUACCGCACUCUUCAGUUCUGCCCAUCGACUGAGUCGCCUUACAGCAAGUCAGGCCCCGCCCUCCCACCUGAAGCUGCCCUGGGCCGGUCUCCAUCAGUGGACAGCAUCCAGAAGGACCCAAGGUACGACCCUGAAUUCCUUGUGUGGAAUCAAAAUCAAGCCGAGCAAAGAAUGACAAAGGAGUUUGGCUGGAGGGAUCCAGAGCUGCCAGAGGUAAUCCAGAUGUUGCAGCAUCAGUUUCCAUCAGUCCAGUCCAACGCUGCUGCCUACCUUCAGCAUCUCUGCUUUGGAGACAACAAGAUCAAAUCUGAGAUACGACGACAGGGUGGAAUCCAGCUGCUGGUGGACCUAUUGGACCACAGGAUGACAGAUGUGCAUCGCAGUGCCUGUGGAGCUCUGAGGAACCUGGUCUAUGGCAAAGCAAAUGACGAAAACAAGAUUGCCCUGAAGAAUUGUGGAGGUAUACCCGCUUUGGUACGACUGCUCAGAAAGACCACAGACGUCGAGAUCCGAGAGCUACUAACAGGUGUUUUGUGGAACCUGUCAUCGUGCGAUGGCCUGAAGAUGCCCAUCAUCCAGGAUGCCUUGGCUGUGCUGACCAAUGCUGUGAUCAUCCCACACUCUGGCUGGGACACCUCUCCACACACUCAGGAGGACCGAAAGCUGCACCUACACUCUUCUCAGGUCCUCCGUAAUGCCACGGGCUGCCUCCGGAAUGUAAGUUCUGCUGGUGAGGAAGCUCGGAGGAGGAUGAGGGAGUGUGAAGGCCUAACAGACGCUCUGCUCUACAUCAUUCAGACCGCUCUAGGGAGCAGUGAGAUUGACAGCAAGACUGUGGAGAACAGCGUGUGCAUCUUGAGGAACUUGUCGUACCGUCUGGCGGCGGAGACUUCUCACAGCCAGCAGAGCGGGUCCGAGGAGCUGGACGGUCUGUUGUGUGACACCGGAGGAAAAGACGCUGAGAGUUCUGGAUGCUGGGGCAAAAAGAAGAAGAAAAAGAAGGGGCAUGAUCAGUGGGACGGCGUCGGCCCAUUUCCAGACUUGGCCGAGCCCCCGAAAGGCAUCCAGAUGUUAUGGCACCCCACCAUCGUCAAGCCCUACCUCACUCUGUUGUCUGAGUGCUCCAAUCCAGACACCCUGGAGGGAGCAGCUGGGGCUCUGCAGAACCUGGCUGCUGGCAGCUGGAAGUGGUCCGUCUACAUCCGAGCGGCAGUACGGAAAGAGAAAGGUCUGCCCAUCCUGGUGGAGCUGCUGAGGAUAGACAACGAUCGGGUGGUUUGUGCCGUGGCUACCGCCUUGAGGAACAUGGCUCUAGACAUUAGGAACAAGGAGCUGAUCGGUAAAUAUGCUAUGAGGGACCUGGUGCACCGUUUGCCUGGAGGCAGCAACAACAACAACACCAGUAGUGGGGGAGGAGGAAAUGCCAACAGCAGCAGCUUGGUGGGGAAGACCAUGUCGGACGACACCAUCACGGCUAUAUGCUGUGCGCUGCAUGAGGUCAUCACAAAGAACAUGGAGAACACCAAAGCCCUGAGGGACGCUGGUGGCAUCGAGAAGCUCAUCGGCAUCGCCCGCAGCAAGGGAGACAAAAUUCCCAGACAUAAUCCCAAAGUGGUGAAAGCAGCGUCUCAAGUCCUGAACAGCAUGUGGCAGUACAGAGACCUACGCAGUCUUUACAAAAAGGAUGGUUAUUCUCAGUACCAUUUUGUUGGCUCCUCCUCCACAAUAGAGCGAGACAGACAGCGACCUUAUUCUUCCUCUCGCACUCCUUCCAUCUCUCCGGUGCGGACUUCCCCCAACAAUCGAUCAGCGAGUGCUCCUGCAUCCCCAAGAGAGAUGAUGGCACUGAAGGAGAGAAAGGCAGACUACGAGUCGACUGGCAAUGCCAGUUUCCAUGGCAACAAGGGCGAGCACACGUCCCGGAAGGACGCCAUGGCGGGACAAAUCUCUGGUGGAUCUUCGACUCUUCAUCGAGGAGCAUAUGUGUCUCCUACUGAUGACCUAAAGUAUAAUCAGAUUUCUUCACAAGGCUUACAAUCGGAGCCCUACCCUCCUUUCCAAAACCCUCCCCCGACUGACAAUGGCAACUACGAGGAUCAGGCCUUCUACGAGAACCAGGUUCACGCAGGAGGUCGGCCACCACAGGGGGAUCUCAAUAUGCACCUGCAGGGCCUCAAGUCCACCGGGAACUAUGUAGACUUCUACUCGGCCUCGCGGCCGUACAGUGAGCUCAACUACGAGACCAGCCACUAUCCAGCCUCACCAGACUCUUGGGUCUGAAGGGACACAAGGGUGGAGGAAGAGGAGGAGGAGGAGGAGGACAAGAUGAAGGAUGGAAUACAAAACAGAAAGUGAGCAUAGUUGAAGGGUGGAACGAGAUCUGGGAGGACAGUUUCUCACCCUCCUCAUCCUCCCCUGUAGUUUCUGAGUAGCAUUAUAGACAGGACAGAGGAAGGACGGAGCACAAGAAACAGAGACACGUGGACGGGACAUAAGUCUCCUCUCAGAGUCGUGGAGGAAGGAGCAAGAGGAGGCAAAAACAGACCGGAAGAGCAGCCACGCAUGUGCAUGCACACUACCAACCGAUCUGACACACAUUUUGUUUCUGUGUUCAGUUCAAGAUCCAAAACUGUGAGAGAUGGAGGAAAGACAUCUGGGCCAGGAGGCUUUUGGCUAAAGAACGUAAUAGAGACGGGUAUGGCGAGGCUGUCUGUGGGGAAACUUGGAGGUGCGACGUCGCCAAACAAGUAAAGAUUAUAAGGAAUGGUGAAAGAGGAAAAGAGACUCCAAAGGGAAGCAAAACGGAAUGUGUCAGAGAAGCCUGGUUUAUCCCUGUAAAUAUGUGGUAUAGCAACAUGGCUUGUAGUAACGUGAAGCACAAGAAGCAGAGCCGUAGGACAUGCAGUACAUCAUGCAAACUUUGGUUUCUCAUCACGAUGUAUCCUCCUCCGGGCGGAGAACACCUCUGGACUUCUUGAUCAUUUGUAACACUUUUUAUUUCUCUUCUUUUCUUUGGUUGUGUUUUUACUUUUUUAAACCCUGAUUGUAAAGUAUUUGGUGUACAUUCACAGAGAUGCAUUGUGUCCUUGUACAUUGCACUAUUUUCUGUGUCAUGUCUGGCCUUUCGCCUCACACUCCUCGUUUAAUAUCACGCGUAAUGCACUCCUAACUCGCCCGUCUACUUGUUCCAAAUGUGAAACACUGGUUGUGAAACGCCGGGUCACGGUGCUCCUACUUUGAUGAUGGUACCAGCUGCCAGAACGUCUACCGAGAGGUUUAAACACGAGCAGCAUCUUCUGCUCCACUUGCUUUACUUUUCUAGGCUCACUUACAUGUUUUGGUACUUAUCUGUUUUGUAUUAACGUCACAAAUCCUCUCUUUUUGUUCAGGGGGAGCCCUUCCUUCUAGUGACCUGUCCUUCAUUGUGUAAAUAACCGUGCCAAACAAGCGUUUUUUCCCCCCCUCAGCUAAAUGGGGGGACGUUUAGGGUGCAUUAUAAAAGGGUCCAAAUAGAGCUGAAGGUUUUCAGCUAAACAUCCUUGAUGCCAGUUUGUACAUGCUUUGUUUUCUGUUUGGUUUUCUUAAACGUGUUUUGCUGAGAACAAGUGAACACUAGGAUUAAGUUUUUUUUAAACGAGGGGCAAAAACUGGAGAAAGAAAACCCCAAGGGGCAGCAAAACUGGGCGGAGCUUAACUUGCUUGAACGUUGUACAAAAUUAGUAGACUUCUGUGUUGUAAAAUAAUCAAUGUUUAAAGUACGAAAAAAAAUUGAAACACUUUUUUGAGAGAUGGGUGGCAAUCCUAACUUCAUGGUAGACAAAUCUGUUAAUAGAGUAUGGAUAUAUAUUAUAUAAAUAUAAAUAUAUACUUUUUAUGUGCAGAUGUGGAUGUCACUAAUAGCAGCAACAUUAUGGGGUUAAAGGCUUGUAUUAAAAAAUACAAAAAAAUACAGCUACAUGUAGGCAUUUUGUUCACAUCUUCUUUUUUCUGGUCAACACACUAAAUCGUCAACUUUGUGUAGUAAUGUUGUUGCUAUGUGGAGUAGAAUAGACCGGGGCCCGGGGAUCCGCUUUGUCAGUCCAAAAAGGUGCUACAUCCAGAGAAGUAUUACCAACACGUCUGUAUUUUUACAGUGGCCACCUCUCCAGUGUGUUAGCAGAUUAUCAGGUGGGAGUUCAGUUGAUCCCAUCGUGUCUAAAAGUAAAAAAAUAAAAUGCAUAAGUAUUUAUCAUCAGGACUUAAUUGUAGAGGAUGACAACAGACCCCGGCCCUCCCUACCCACUGCUGUUUUAGAAGUCUUAGGGGGUCAUCUUCCAAAGCUUGAACAACGACUCGUGAUGCAAGUGCUCCCCACAAACACACACUGGAUUUAAAAAAGAAAAGAACAGAAACAGAUGUGCUGUAUUUGUUAGUAUGCAUCUGGAAACUGACAACAUUCUGUAUGUCUUUGUGAUCCUUAGGCAGAAAACCUGACUAUAAGACCUGUAUGGAGAUAUAACGUCGGUGACCUUUUUUGUUGCUAGACCAAAUGUGUUUUAAAGAGACAAUUGUGAAUCUUUCUAUUGCCUCAAACAGAUUGCAACUGCUCCAAAAAUAUAAACGGACCAUUGAAGAACAUCUGA
Messenger RNA from Nothobranchius furzeri (turquoise killifish), 6361 nucleotides. RefSeq names its product catenin (cadherin-associated protein), delta 2b (gene ctnnd2b). Gene Ontology annotation, molecular function: cadherin binding. Lineage: Eukaryota; Metazoa; Chordata; Actinopteri; Cyprinodontiformes; Nothobranchiidae. Gene Ontology annotation, cellular component: nucleus; cytoplasm; adherens junction. The record is from RefSeq and is a predicted model, not a curated record. Gene Ontology annotation, biological process: cell-cell junction assembly; dendritic spine morphogenesis; cell-cell adhesion.